Messenger RNA from Ostreococcus lucimarinus CCE9901, 708 nucleotides. RefSeq lists its product with no specific name. The transcript has a single exon. Lineage: Eukaryota; Viridiplantae; Chlorophyta; Mamiellophyceae; Mamiellales; Bathycoccaceae. Bases 1 to 708 code for a protein of 235 amino acids. The record is from RefSeq and is a predicted model, not a curated record.
AUGCGCGCGGCGCCGACGCGCGCGCGCGCGGCGACGCCGGCGCGACGACGCGCGUCGUCGCGCGCGACGUCGGGACGCCGCGCGACGACGCGCGCGACGACGCUGUACGGGUCGCAGGGCUCGCGGUCGCCGCUGGUGAACUGGUACGCGCACGAGAUCGGCCUCGAGCUCGCGAUGCGCGCGCCGAGGGACGAGACGAACCCGCACCCGUUCGGACAGGUGCCCGCGCUGCGCGACGACGCCGACGCGGACGGCGGCGAGCUCGAACUGUUCGAGUCCGGGGCGAUUUUAAUGUACCUCGCCGACGCGUACGGCGGUUUGGACACGCCGAAGACGCGCGCCGCGGCGGCGGCGUGGGUGUCGUGGGCGAACGCGUCGCUGGAUCCCGUGCUGUUCGUCGAGAACGAGCGCGGUGGCGUGGUGGACACCAAGGCGCGCGACCCGAAUAAUAAGCGACUCCGACGGCUCGACGACGUCUUGGCGUCUCGAGAUUAUCUGUUGGGCGAUUUCUCGGUCGCGGACGUCGCCGUCGGCGCGUAUCUGCUCUACGUGCCGCAGUUCUUUCCCGACGUCAGCUUCGCGCCGUAUCCCGCGCUGGCGCGUUACAUGGGCCGUCUCGCGCUCCGCGACGCGUACGCGAAGGCGUUCGGCGCCGACGCGCGGCGCUACCUCGUGCAAAAGUGCGUCUCGUACGUAGAUGGAGAUUAA